AUGAGUGUCAAUCAGCCAUCCCUUGAUAAAACCACAAGUGCCAAACGUGCCGUUGAACAGUUUGACCAGGAAUUUCAGCGAUACACUACGAAACAAACUGGUAAAAGUGCCCGUGCCGUUGCCAUGGCUCGUGCGGAGCUGGCGAAGUAUAAUGCAUUGGUAUUCCAGGACAAGAAGCUAGAGGAAGCUGGAAUAAAGAAGGGUCGAUUGGCACCCGAGGUGCGUCAGGUUUAUGAGAAAAAGAUUAAAGAACUCGAGGAAGCUCUGGACAAAUUUCACCUCUCCGUGGCUGGCUAUAAUCGCACAAAGGCCAUUUUGUCGUUCGUGCUGCUCGUCGCGUUUGCACUUAUAAUGUUCUUUCAGCCAUGGGCCAAACAUUUUGAGGAUCCCAAGGAUCUCACGUAUGACGAGUAUGCGACGCUAGAGGAACAAGUCACCAAGACACUGGACAAGAAGGUGGAAGUUGUGGGUACUAGUGACGAGCUGUAG
Messenger RNA from Peronospora belbahrii, 489 nucleotides. The record is from the annotation of a GenBank genome assembly. Lineage: Eukaryota; Oomycota; Peronosporomycetes; Peronosporales; Peronosporaceae.